Messenger RNA from Talpa occidentalis (Iberian mole), 7456 nucleotides. It is a transcript of the gene COL4A3, whose product is annotated as collagen type IV alpha 3 chain. Gene Ontology annotation, molecular function: extracellular matrix structural constituent. NCBI's taxonomy places the organism in Eukaryota, Metazoa, Chordata, Mammalia, Eulipotyphla, Talpidae. Bases 1 to 5022 code for a protein of 1673 amino acids. Gene Ontology annotation, cellular component: collagen trimer; basement membrane. The record is from RefSeq and is a predicted model, not a curated record. The transcript is spliced from 52 exons.
AUGAGCCCCGGGGCCCCGCUGCUGCCACCCGUGCCGCCGCUCCUGCUGCUGCUCCUGCUGCUGCUCCUGGAGGCCGCGCCCCGAGAGGGCAAGGGCUGCAACUGUAAAGGCAAAGGCCAGUGUUUCUGUGAUGGAACCAAAGGCGAGAAGGGAGAGAAAGGUUUUCCUGGACCCCCUGGUUCUCCUGGCCAGAAGGGAUUCCCAGGUCCCGAAGGCUCACCUGGACCACAGGGACCCAAGGGUUCCCCAGGACUCCCAGGAUUCACUGGCCCCAAAGGUGUAAGGGGAAUUACUGGAUUGCCAGGAUUUUCAGGUCCUCCCGGACUUCCAGGCAUCCCAGGCCAUCCUGGACCAUACGGGCUGCCUGGCUUCCCAGGAUGCAAUGGUUCCAAGGGGGAGCCAGGCUUCCCGGGACUCCCAGGGACCCCCGGCUACCCAGGCAUCCCGGGCGCUGCUGGUUUGAAGGGAGAGAAGGGUGCUCCCGCUGAAGGAGAAGGGCUAGACCUGCAUGGGAAAGGUGACCCCGGAUUGCCAGGAAUGCCAGGAUUCCAGGGUUUGCCAGGCCUUCCAGGUGCCCCCGGACCUGUCGGCCCGCCUGGCCCUCCAGGAUUCCCCGGCUAUCCAGGAACCAUGGGCCGUCCAGGACCUAAGGGCCACAUGGGUGACAACGUGAUAGGACAGAAAGGAGAGCGGGGUGUGAAAGGAUUGACAGGACCCCCGGGGCCUCCAGGGACAGUCAUUGUCACACUGACCGGCCCAGAAAAUGAAACGGACCUCAAGGGGGAGAAGGGAGAACCAGGAGCCAUGGGCAAAUCCGGACCUCCUGGACCCCAAGGGCCACCUGGAGAGUCCUACGGCUCAGAAAAAGGUGCUCGAGGGGAACCUGGCAUGCAGGGACCACCCGGAACAGACGGCGCCCCUGGCUUCCCCGGCACCAAGGGAGCCAAAGGCAACAGAGGCCUCCCAGGGUUGACGGGUGAAGAUGGCCUGAAGGGGUGGAAAGGGAACACCGGCCCUCCAGGAUUUCCUGGUCCAACAGAAUAUUAUGAUGUUUACCAGCAGAAGGGAGAUAAAGGAAUUCCUGGCCCACCAGGGCCCAAAGGAGCUCGUGGUCCAAUGGGUCCCGUUGGCCCCCCAGGACCUCCCGGAAGUCCUGGAUCGUCAAGGCCAGGCCCCCAAGGAGCCCCUGGAUAUCCAGGUGUGAAAGGAAGUAAAGGGGAGCAAGGACCCCCAGGAAAGGAUACCGUGGGCCCCCCUGGGGCCCCAGGUUGUCCUGGUUCACCAGGCCCUAUGGGGUCACCAGGCCGUCCAGGACCACCAGGUGACCUCGUCUUCCGCAACGGCCCCCCUGGAGAUCAGGGGCCUCGAGGCCUGGUGGGGCCUCCAGGAUUCCCAGGCAUUGACGGGCCCAAAGGGGAACCAGGCCUGCUGUGUACCCAGUGUCCGUAUGUCCCAGGGCCUCCCGGCCUCCCAGGAUGGCCGGGGUUGGAUGGCACAAAAGGAAUCCCAGGAAGACAAGGGGCAGCUGGUGAUAAAGGAAGCCCAGGGUCCCCAGGAAGUAUGGGUCUUCCAGGACCUCCGGGAUUCCCAGGUGCCCAGGGUGACCCAGGCCAUAAAGGAGAAAAAGGUGAAGCAUCUCAGCCAGAGGGGCCAGUGGGUGACCCUGGAGACCCAGGGCGCAGAGGGCAUCCUGGAAGAAAGGGUUUGGACGGGAUUCCUGGAACUCCAGGAGUGAAAGGAGUUCCAGGACCUAAAGGCCAACCGGCCCUGAGUGGUGAGAAGGGGGACCAGGGCCCGCCAGGGGAUCCUGGCGCCCCUGGGUCCCCAGGACACACGGGACCGGCUGGACCAUCAGACUAUGGACCACAGGGAGAGCCUGGUCCAAAGGGCACCCAAGGCAUUCCCGGAGCCCCUGGACCACCUGGAGAAGCCGGUCGUAAGGGAGAAUCGCGUGUUUCAACACCAGUCCCAGGCCUCCCAGGGCCUCCAGGGCCUCCUGGCCAUGCUGGACCCCCAGGCCCACCUGGUGUCCCUGGUGCCAAAGGAAAGUGUGGUUACCCUGGUCUUCCUGGAGCUGAUGGUGAACCAGGAAUUCCAGGAAUUGGAUUUCCUGGACCUCCUGGACUAAAGGGAGAUCAAGGUUUUCCAGGAGCUAAAGGAUCACCAGGUUGUCCUGGAGAAAUGGGAAAAACGGGGCUGCCAGGAGAGCCAGGACUACCAGGAGCCAAGGGAGAACCAGGACUAGCCAUACCUGGAGAACCAGGAACACCCGGUUUUCCAGGAGAAAAAGGCAAUUCUGGGGAAAAUGGAGAAAUUGGACUCCCUGGGCUUCCAGGUCUCCCUGGAAUUCCAGGAACUGAAGGGCUUGAUGGACCACGAGGGGAUCCAGGGCCACCUGGAGCUCCUGGAGUAAAAGGACCCCCAGGGAGGUGUACAGAGGGUCCCAUGGGAGCCCAAGGACUUCCAGGUUUAAAUGGAUUGAAAGGGCAACAAGGCAAAAAAGGUGAAACAGGGACAAAAGGAGACCCAGGUGUUCCAGGUUUGGACAGACCAGGAUUUCCUGGAGAACCUGGACCACCAGGAAUGCCAGGUCACAGAGGUGAGAUGGGGCCACCUGGUCAAAAAGGAUGUCCAGGAAAUCCAGGACUUUUUGGGUCACCAGGUGAAAAAGGAAUGGUUGGGAUGAUGGGUUUUCCUGGAAACAUCGGCCCCCCAGGGCCUCCUGGGGACCCUGGCACCCCUGGACAGAGGGGUGACCUUGGAAUUCCAGGAGCAAAGGGAGAGAGGGGACCCCCAGGAGUAAAGGGGAAAAGGGGAGAAAAAGGCACCACUGGGCCUUCUCGAAUAUCCCACUUAGUGGGGGACAAAGGAGAACCAGGCCUCAAAGGAUUGGCAGGAAAGCCAGGUGAGAAGGGAAACAGAGGCCUUCCAGGGUUACCAGGCUUACAAGGCCUCAAAGGACCCCCUGGCCCACCAGGACCACCAGGCCUUAGAGGAGAUCCAGGCAACAAUGGGUAUCCAGGAGAACCAGGACCACGUGGUGUGCCAGGAAGCAUGGGGAACAUGGGGCUGCCAGGUUCUAAAGGAAAGAAAGGAACUUUGGGAUUCCCAGGUGACCCUGGAAGACCAGGUCUCCCAGGGACUCAGGGUCUCCAAGGAGAUAAGGGAGAGCCAGGUUAUCCUGAAGGUACAAGGCCAGGACCACCAGGACCUGAGGGAGAUCCAGGAUUGCCAGGUGACAUAGGAAAGAAAGGAGAAAGAGGGUCUCCUGGCGCACCUGGUCACUUGGGGCCACCUGGACCUGAUGGAGCCCCUGGAAGUCCCGGAAGUCCUGGUCACCCAGGAAUGCCGGGUCCUGAUGGUGACUUGGGGUUUAAAGGAAUCAGAGGCUUCCCUGGCUUUCCUGGAAUCAAAGGCCUUCCAGGUCCUCCAGGAUUCCCAGGAAAUCCUGGACCAGUGGGUCCAAGAGGUGACCAAGGAUGUGAUGGAAUUCCUGGUCCAGCAGGAGAGAAGGGAGAACCAGGUCUGUCGGUGGCACUUCCAGGCCCCAAAGGGCAGCCUGGCGCUCCGGGAGCCAAAGGGGACCAGGGAGCCCCAGGCUUGCCUGGCCUUCCGGGCAGGAAGGGGUCACUGGGAGAUGUUGGGCCACAAGGACCCACAGGCAUGGCAGGGCCCCCUGGGGAACCAGGUUGCCCUGGGACAGUCAUCCCUGGCCCAAAAGGAAAUCGAGGUCCACCGGGCUCCAGAGGAAACCCAGGUGAACCUGGUCCCCCCGGGCCUCCAGGAAGUCAUGUAAAAGGCAUAAAAGGAGAAAAGGGGUUUAUGGGCCAGCCUGGCCCCAGAGGUCCUCCUGGAACCGCAGGAGAAGCUGGGCCGUUAGGCCAUCCGGGAGCACCAGGUAGUCCAGGUAUGCCAGGAAUCAGGGGUGAUCCUGGAUUCCACGGAUUUCCAGGCAUGAGAGGAGAGAAGGGUAAUCCAGGAUUUCUGGGACCAAUGGGACCUCCAGGGAAAAUUGGGCCAAAAGGGCCACCAGGUGCACGUGGAGACUUUGGCACAGUUACGAUCAUCUCCCUUCCAGGAAGCCAGGGGCCACCUGGUCCAGCUGGACCCCCAGGGAUGCGAGGAGAACCUGGGCCACCAGGACCACCAGGAAAGCCAGGACCCUGUGGGCCAAGAGGUCAACCAGGCAAGGAUGGAAAACCAGGAACUCCUGGCCCAAUUGGAGAAAAGGGCCACAAAGGCUGUAAAGGAGAACAAGGGCCCCCUGGAAACGAUGGCCCGCCAGGUGUGAAGGGGAAACCCGGAGUGGCCGGCCCACCUGCUUCCACGGCAGGGGCGAGGGGCUUCCUCUUCACCAGGCACAGUCAGACCACAGCGACCCCCUCAUGCCCAGAAGGGACAGAGCUGCUCUACAGUGGGUUUUCUCUGCUUUUUGUGCAAGGAAAUGAACAAGCACAUGGACAAGACCUGGGAACUCUAGGCAGCUGCUUGCAGCGGUUUACCACGAUGCCAUUCUUAUUCUGUAACGUCAAUGAUGUAUGUAAUUUUGCAUCUCGAAAUGAUUAUUCAUACUGGCUGUCAACACCAGCUUUGAUGCCAAUGGACAUGGCUCCAAUUAGUGGCAGGGCCCUGGAGCCUUAUAUUAGCAGAUGCACUGUCUGUGAAGGGUCUGCCAUGGCCAUAGCCAUUCACAGCCAGACCACUGACAUUCCCUCGUGUCCCCAGGGCUGGAUUUCUCUCUGGAAAGGAUUUUCUUUUGUCAUGUUCACAAGUGCAGGUUCUGAAGGUGCUGGGCAAGGGCUGGCCUCCCCUGGCUCCUGCCUGGAAGAAUUCCGAGCCAGCCCAUUUAUAGAAUGCCAUGGCAGAGGAACGUGCAACUACUAUUCAAACUCCUACAGUUUCUGGCUAGCUUCAUUAAACCCCCAAAGAAUGUUCAGAAAACCUGUUCCAUCAACUGUGAAAGCUGGGGAGUUAGAAAAGAUAAUAAGUCGCUGUCGGGUAUGCAUGAAGAGAAAACACUGAAGAAAUUAAAGAAAAUAGAAGUGUUGUUUUUCAUCCCAAAUAACCAAGUGAUGAUGGAAAGCAAGCAUUUAUUUGGGUAUUUUUCUUUAACCAAACAAUAUUGCUCUAUAGCAGCUUGGCACAAAGUUUCUAUUUGUUUCUAAACCCAACAAAGCUUUUUUUUUUUUUUAAGUUAGUUCAUGAGCCUGGCUUCUAAGCCUGUGCUGUUUCAAAGUAGCGCCAACUGGGUGUUUUAUUUGUACACCUUCUCAAUAGUGAUUGUAUAAAGUUUGAUGCUCUGGAUUAAGAGCUAGUCACUGGCGCACUAGAGUCCCAGGACUUGCCCCCUAUUGUUCCAUCUUUGACAAUCAGGGAGGCUGCACCCAUCUGAGAUUGUCUCCCACCCCCUUCCUAAAACUUCAGACCCCACAUAGGAAGGGUCUGGGAUAGGUGGGGUGACAUGACUAGAUCUGGGUUUGCAGACUGUGAAGUAACCUAAGGCCUGAGGGAAACAGCUAUGAACUGAGGAGUAUGGAUUUUCCAGGAUUCUUUCACACAUCCCCAAGACUAAGGCCAAAAGGGAGUUCCCUGAAUGGAAUCAUAAUAGCCGUGGGAAUACUAUAUUAUUUGGUUUUGCAUUUUUAAAAGCCACUGUUGUUUGUCUAUUGAAUUCAUUUCACUGAAGCAAUGUAGCCCUCUUGUGUUCAAAGGAGACACAAGGUUCAUCCGCAGUGAAUUCAUUGUGACAGAAUACCUUCACACCUGUGCUCUGAAAUGUGUCCAAUUUUAAUUUCUUUUACCAGCACAUCCACAGCAACAGCAAGGGCCCUGCUCAGGGUGCUGCUUAUGUGUGCUCUUUACCCCCACCCCCAAAUGCUGGUACGACCCUUUUCUUAAUGAGUCACUCACUCGUCAGUGAAAGAACUCAAGGCAUUUAUUGGCUUAUCAGACUCAGAAUCCUAUUUUUCCUGUGCUCUAAAUAUUCCACUUAACCUGGUUAUUUACCAAUUUAUUCUCGUUUGUAAAACCAUGUUUUUAUGUUACAUAGUCUUACAAACCAUGUUGAAAGAAUGCAUUGUGUAAAAAAAAAAGUCUUAGCGUACAAAUUGUAUAGCUUGGCACCUCUAUGUCUUAAGACUUGCUUUUCAGGGCGUUGAUACAUUCCUAAGUCACUUAAUUCAACUUAACAAGCGUCAUAUGCAGCAUCAAGCCAUGCCCCAGGCCUGUGCUCACAUAUAAAGCUAAUAUCCCAGGGAAGGUAACUUCCUGUUUCUGUUAAGACUCCCUCAUGUAGGAGUUGUGUUCUCCCCCAUUUGUUACUGUAUCACUGUUCUAUUUUCAUUAUCACAGUUCAGUAGGCCUGGCUAUGGCCAGGAGGAGCCCAGGACCUCUUAGCUUCUCUUAGGCAUCUGAGAAGCCAAGGUCUGGACGAGGUUAAAAAAAGAAAGAUGCAAAAUACCAAAGACCACUUCUUGGUGCUGUUACUGCUUGGUGAAUGUCCGAGACCAAGCGUGCUGAGACAAAGCUCUGAAGGUGCUUCUUCAUCCAUCUAGGUGGAGUUGGUGGUGCUGAUGUUUAAAUUCAGGUUCUUCAUCCAAUCUCAGUUGCUUUGUAAGUGAGGAUGUGACAAGCUAUGACAACAGUCCUGCUUCCCUGCUCACCUGACUGCUGUCAAGCCAUUUUUACUUUGAAACUGAGAAAUGCAUUUUACUUAGGUUACUUAGACUCAUCUAAGAUUAUGGCUUUCUUGCUUUAAAAAUGUCCUGUUGUCCCAACUGUACUAUAAAGGCCGACAGGACUAGCUGAUCACACACCCUCCGUAGGCCAGUAUUUCUGAAAGUGGGCUACCUGGACCAGCAGCAGCAGGGAACUUGUUAUGAAUAGAAAUUACAGGGUCCAUCUCAGACCUGCAGAACAGAAACUCUGGAGUUCAGACCCAGAACUCUGUUUUAACAAGCCCUGAAGGUGAUUCUACUGCACUGUGAAAAGUGCUUUGGGCAGCACCCAAGAAAUAAUUCCACAGGCAGUACCAGGUACAGCUGGCUACAAAUAUUCCAUCCCUGUCUCUCUUCAAAGUACCCAACUACAAAUGAACUUAAGGGCAUCUAGUAAAGCCCUAGAUCGGUGCUAAUGCCAAAUGACUGACCUUGGCUUCUCACCAAGCCUUGGUCUUCUCUUACCUUCUUAUCUGUGUUUAACUUCUGAGGAAGACAAAUGAUGCUAAAACCUUAAAUUCCAAUGAAACCAUAUUAAUAGUUAUUCAGUCAUGCUUCUAAGAUGAGCAUUAAAACACAGCUCAUGUACCUUACUUUCCAGAUAUCUAUGAGAAGCUUACAAAGCUAUUAAAAUUUAACCUUGUAGCAAAUCUGUGUAUAACUGUUCCUUUUAAAUUUAAGGCAUUAACUUUGGAAUUUCACAGUGUGCUAAAAUAACAAUUUCUAUCUUUUUUUGCAAG